This is a messenger RNA of Aphanomyces invadans, 1506 nucleotides long. RefSeq lists its product as hypothetical. The record is from RefSeq and is a predicted model, not a curated record. Gene Ontology annotation, cellular component: ubiquitin ligase complex; cytoplasm. Gene Ontology annotation, molecular function: ubiquitin conjugating enzyme binding; ubiquitin protein ligase activity. The transcript has a single exon. Lineage: Eukaryota; Oomycota; Saprolegniomycetes; Saprolegniales; Verrucalvaceae. Bases 231 to 872 code for a protein of 213 amino acids. Gene Ontology annotation, biological process: positive regulation of proteasomal ubiquitin-dependent protein catabolic process; ubiquitin-dependent protein catabolic process; protein polyubiquitination.
CACGAAAGUGCCCCCAUCACGUUGGUGUUUUCUUGAGUCGGCCAACUCCCAAGCCAUGCCAACGUCAUUCUGGCCUGGUGACGAGAAUUCCCACAAGUGUUCUCGCCGUUCGAAUUGAUGUGCGUGACCAGCCAUCAAUCGCAAAUAAACACGUCGUUGCAGCCGACGACGAGUGUACCUCAUAUGUCGCUGUGCGUCACAAAGGAAAGUUUCCACGCGUGGUAUUUUCCAUGCUGCCUCGUGCGUCGGUGUGCGCGAUUUGUUUCGAACCGUGUCGGCCGUCCAACUGGUUUGCCAAACUCGUGCGUGCGCUGGGCAGUGCAGGGGGGGAUGGAGACGCGUGGUCCCUCGGGGGCUGCCAACAUGUGUGUUGCUACAAGUGCAUUCGUCGUUGGGUGGAGGACGUCGCAGAGUCCCACCGGCUCGACUUGCUUGUGUGUCCCGUCGACAACUGCCACGAAAAGAUUGAGAGCGCCCAUGUCAAGUGCCUGGGGCUGUCGCAUGCCGCGCGGAUGUUUGUGGACCAAGUCGACCGGUGGCGGCACGGCACGGGGCUGAGUUGUUCGAAAUGCCGGUACAUCAACUCCGUUAAGUCAUCGUUGGCGAAGCUCAAGUGCGCGUUGUGCAAGACGGAGUUGUGCUCUACAUGUGCCAGCGUGUGGCAUCCGUUGAUAACAUGUGAAGCCUUCCACGCGGCGCAACAGACUCAAAGCGAGCUGACUGACGACGACGUUUUGUUUGUCCACUUGGCCAGAGUCAAGUGGCAUUACCAGUCGUGCCCGCAUUGCGGUGUCUUUACGGAGCGCCGAUCGGGGUGUGCGGCCAUGACAUGUAGCUUGUGCUUGAAGCGAUGGAAUUGGGGGAGCGGGUGAUGUCUGCAGCGAUGGCAAGUUUGGAUUGAAGAGCACGGGAUGGAUGACAACACGCUAAAGUGGCGAAGUAUGUACUACUUCAUACUGCAAAGUGUAAUGAGCUCAUAGAGCGCAGGUCGACUUGGCUAGUCGUUCUUUACGCCGCCUUGCGUCGACGCGGUGCUGGUUCACAACAUUGCGGUGGCGAUGCAAGUCGCAAAGUGUGUGGAGUUGGCCGUUGGUCUUGACAGCACGCCGUAGAUUGCAUUUGCCAUUGCGAUAGCGGCACUGGUAUGGAGGGAGUUGGGUCGUGGGGGAAAUGGUCGGACUCGGGCUACGACAUCGUGGUCCUCCCGCCAGAGUGUCGUUUGUAGGGUAGAGCUGCGGUGUCAUACGCGACAGAAGGAGGCGCGACAUAUGAAGGCGGACUUCGAGCGGGCGCUUUCUCGAAGUGUGCAUGCGAUGCGGUAAGGCCGACGAAGGAGCAGAAGUCGUUGCCGUGACGUCGUCGUGUUGUGGGUUCAGGAGGUCGCGGAUAGCCAUUGGUGAAGUCGAGCCACUGCACAACGUCGACGCGAACUGUAACUUCGAGUUGUGUUCAUGACUGGAAGGAAACAUUGCGGGAGAUGCCAGCAGAAUCAUUGCUGUGGUCGAU